CGUCAUGCUAUGGAAAGCCAAGUGUUCGACACCGGGGUACAUAUCCAACUCUUUGGGGGAAGGUAAUUCAAUUGGAACACAUGCACCUGGACCCGGCGGUUGUCUCGACCUUCUUCGUGGUGUGAUUUUCUAUUCUAGAAAAAACGACGGGAACCCAGUCUCUUGGGUAAUAAGGCAUGCUGGGCGUCGAAAGCUUGUCUUCUAAAGUUUCCGGUUAAUUAGCAAGUAUGUAGGUCCUGGGUACUCACGCACUUCCGAGCUCGUGACCCCUCAAUUUGCCUUCGGCCCACUUCCCGCGGCAUUAUAGCGGCACCAAUCUAUCCCUUCCGUCUCUUACUUACCACAAUCAACCACAAUCAUGCAACCAUCUCUGCCGCAAGAACUUCUCGACGAGAUUAUCGAUCGUAUUCAUGAUGAUGUCCUAGCCUUACGAGCGUGUUCUCUAACCACUCGUUCGUUCCUGCCUUCCAGUCGCAAACACCUUUACUUCCACGUCAUAAUCUUCCAAGCCGGCGUUGACGCGCCAUUGCCAAACUACUUUACCGGGAGCAAGUUUACCUGCGAGUCGUUUUACAAUUUGCUUCAGGAAGAAACUUUUACCCCUGUUGCUCCUCUGGUUAGGUUCCUUAGUAUACAAGACGGCUUGGAGGGAACACCAGGUUACCUAGUCCACAGGGAGAAAAUUAGAUUUCCCGCCGUUCUUGAUUUGCUUCGGAAUCUGGAGCGUGUAUCUAUCUCCAGUCAUCGAGGUUCUCUAUCUUGGGAUGCCCCCGAAACCCCUAUCACGUCUUUCCUCGAGACAUUUCGAUUGCCAUCGUUAACGUCUCUUGACCUCGAUAAUGUCACUUUCUCCGGUUUUGAAGGUAUUGCGCGUAUUCUGUAUGAAUGCAGCGAUACUAUCAGGCAUCUGUCUCUCAACUACAUCACGAUAUUCUCGAGGGAUAUAGAUAUCCAACAUCUUACGGCCAAAUAUGAUGGUCGUCAUCUCUAUCUUGAGUCACUUCGACUCGUGGAAGAUGACCUCGGUCUCGUAGCCAGGUUUAUACAGCACGAGUCCUCUCCAUUGAGGAUAGAUUGCCUUCGAGAGCUUUCUAUCUCCUCAAACCGUCAUAAGGCCUUUGUGGGGCUCAUAGCGGGUACUCGUAAUACACUCGAGCAUCUCGAUUUUUUCAUAAACGACAACGGGGACAUCACCGCGCCCAUAUUCAUGGACGACCACAAGCGCCUCAAAUCUGUCUACGUCAGCAUCGGGCACCAAGUCACCAACCUAGCCUGGAUAGACUCCAUCCCACUCAAUCCCACGAUCGAGACGCUCACUCUCGAACUGGUCAACCCCGAUGUGUCUGAAAAGUCGUUACUAUGGGCGCAGCUGGACGCCCGCACAUCGGGAGCAUCAUUACGCGAGGUGAACGUAAAACUCCACGGUCUGAGCCGUCCGAGUCGUAACUCCCACUCGUGCGAGCCGUAUACGUGCCGCGACUAUGUGGCGUGUGCCAGUGCCGAUGGAUCUGGAUCUGCUGUUCUGGCAUUGGUGGAGGAACGGUUGCCCACCCUACGAAGCAAGGUUCGGUUGACGGUUCAGGAAAUAGCGCGUAUGGCAUUUUUUUCUUCUGUUGGACGGUGUGAGGCUAAUGGUUAAUUUAUCAGAACGAAGACUGCAAGCUGGGGGGAUGUGGUCUCGGCAUCUGGAGUUUGUUUGACGGGAGGGAGGGAGCCCCACUGUGCUCGCCGAUUGUAUUACUAGGAGGUAAAUUUGGCCCCGUGUGAGGAUAUCAAGGGUUUGAAUAUUGUACCCGAUGUAUAUGUUUCCAUACAUAGCGACGCUACGAGCGUUCAUAUUGCGACUAUCACACCCGCAGUUCUGUCUUCUGUUUCUACAGGU
Molecule: messenger RNA, 1882 nt
Organism: Desarmillaria tabescens
Lineage: Eukaryota; Fungi; Basidiomycota; Agaricomycetes; Agaricales; Physalacriaceae
Exons: 2
Coding region: 359-1639 (426 amino acids)
Source: RefSeq, a predicted model, not a curated record